Messenger RNA from Hemibagrus wyckioides, 3551 nucleotides. It is a transcript of the gene rapgef4a, whose product is annotated as Rap guanine nucleotide exchange factor 4a. Gene Ontology annotation, molecular function: guanyl-nucleotide exchange factor activity. NCBI's taxonomy places the organism in Eukaryota, Metazoa, Chordata, Actinopteri, Siluriformes, Bagridae. Gene Ontology annotation, biological process: positive regulation of GTPase activity; Ras protein signal transduction. The coding region runs from base 75 to 3146 and encodes 1023 amino acids. The transcript is spliced from 31 exons. Gene Ontology annotation, cellular component: plasma membrane. The record is from RefSeq and is a predicted model, not a curated record.
ACAGUGCAGCAGUGAAGCAAUGCCUACAGAGUGAACCGUUACCGAGUGUGUACACGGCGCCAACGGUCUCUCCAAUGAUCUCUCCAAAGAUGGUAGCAGCUCACACGUCUGCUCAUUCCUCAGCAUCUUCAGAAUGGAUAGCCUGUCUCGACAAGCGACCAGAGGAGCGCUCUGGGGAAGAUGUGGACAUUAUUAUGGCACGUCUGAAGCGCGUGAAAGCUUUUGAGAAGUUCCACCCCACCAUGUUACAGCAGAUCUGUCUAUGUGGCUACUAUGAGUGUCUGGAAAAAGGCAUCACAUUGUACCGGCAGGGUGAUAUCGGCACUAGUUGGUACGCUGUCCUCUCCGGCUCGCUCGAUGUCAAAGUCUCUGAAACUGCCAACCAUCAGGAUGCAGUUACCAUUUGCACACUGGGCAUCGGCACAGCAUUUGGGGAGUCCGUUUUGGACAAUACACCGCGUCACGCCACGAUUGUAACCCGAGAGUUCAGUGAGCUGCUGCGCAUCGAGCAGAGGGAGUUCAGAAGCCUGUGGGAGAAGUAUCGUCAGUGCAUGGCUGGUCUCCUCGCCCCUCCUUAUGGUGUUAUGGAGAGUGGGACCAGUGCUGACAGAAUGCCUGACAAAGAGAAUCUGGGUCACUCCCUAGGAUCAAUGUCCAGACACCUGAAUAAGCAAUCAUUUAUUGGAAACAUUCCCCAACUCAUAAUACAGAUAGUUCCAUCUGAGAAGAUCAUGCGGGCCGGUAAAGUGCUUAGGAAUGCCAUCCUCACCCAAGCACCUCACAUGAUCCGAGACAGGAAAUACCACCUAAAGACUUACAAGCGGUGUUGUGUAGGCACGGAGCUGGUUGACUGGCAGAUGCAGCAGAGUUCCUGUGUGCACACGCGGGUUCAGGCUGUUGGGAUGUGGCAGGUGUUGCUGGAGGAAGGCGUACUCAACCACGUUGAUCAGGAGCUGAAUUUCCAGGAUAAGUACCUGUUCUAUCGCUUCCUGGAUGAUGAGCAGGAAGAUGCACCACUCCCCAGUGAAGAGGAAAAGAAAGAGAGUGAGGAGGAACUGCAGGACACCCUCCUUUUCCUGUCUCAGAUGGGCCCGGACGCCCACAUGCGCAUGAUCCUUCGAAAACAGCCCGGCCAGAGGACAGUAGAUGAUUUAGAGAUUAUUUAUGAGGAACUGCUGCAUAUAAAAGCCUUAUCUCACCUUUCUACAACAGUCAAAAGGGAGUUAGCAGGCGUCCUCAUUUUUGAGUCCCAUGCGAAAGCAGGAACAGUAUUGUUUAAUCAGGGAGAGGAGGGAACCUCAUGGUAUAUCAUCCUGAAGGGUUCAGUCAAUGUGGUCAUUUAUGGCAAGGGUGUGGUUUGCACACUGCAUGAGGGGGAUGAUUUUGGGAAGCUCGCUCUGGUAAAUGAUGCACCGCGUGCAGCCUCCAUUGUCCUGCGAGAGGACAACUGCCACUUCCUGAGGGUGGACAAAGAGGAUUUUAACAGGAUCCUCAGGGAUGUAGAAGCAAAUACAGUGCGUUUGAAGGAACAUGAAGCAGAUGUUUUAGUUCUUGAAAAGAGCAACAUCAGAAGCUCCAGCCAUGCAGGCUCCUCACCACUCAAAUACACUGUGAUGUCUGGAACUCCAGAGAAGAUUCUUGAACAUUUCCUAGAGACCAUGAAACUAGAUUCCAAGUUUACAGAGUCAGAUCCAGCGUUGGAUGACUUUGUGCUUAUGCACUGUGUAUUUAUUCCCAAUAAGCAACUGUGUCCACUCCUCAUGGCCCACUACCAGUCGCAGGCGUCUCAGGGCAGUGAUCAGGAGAGGCUCGACUACACUCUGAAUAACAAGCGCAGAGUCAUUCGUCUGGUGCUGCAGUGGGCUGCCAUUAACACCCCCCACCUGCAGGAGGAGGAGAGCUCACUGGCCUUCCUCCAGGAUUUUUACAUGGCAGUAUCUGAAGAUGCCAAACAUAUCCCUGCACUCAAAGAUCAGCUUCCUGAGCUGGAAACUGUCCUCAAACAGAAUUCAGAUGAUGCGAAUCCCUCUCAGAAAAAGCACAAAGUGCUCCUUCGGCAGUUCAGCAUGGGAGAUGAGAAACUGCAAAAAAGGCAGCCAAUCAAAAGCACAGAUGAGAUUCUGUUUAAGGUGUACUGUAGUGACCACACUUACACCACCAUCCGGGUGCCUGUGUCUGCCUCUGUCAGAGAGGUUGUGUCUGCUGUAUCAGAUAAACUGGGCUCACAAGACGAUCUUCUCCUGGUUCACCUUAGCUCAGCUGGUGAAAAAGUGGUUUUGAAGCCAAAUGAAGUGUCCAUUUUCUCCUCUCUCAGCGUUAAUGGCCGUUUGUUUGUCUGCUCCAGGGAACAGAUUAACUCUUUGACCCCAUUACCAGAGCAAGAGGGACCAUCCGCUGGCUCCAUGUCCACCCUUGAGCUAAUGAGCUCCAAAGAGGUGGCCUACCAGAUGACCCUUUAUGAAUGGGAACUCUUCAACUGUGUGCAUGAGCACGAGUUGAUUUACCAUACAUUCGGUCGGCAGCACUUUAAAAAGGCCACGGCGAAUCUAGAUCUCUUUCUACGCCGGUUCAAUGAGAUCCAGCUUUGGGUGGUGACGGAGGUGUGCCUCUGCUCCACCCUCAGUAAACGUGUCCAGCUGCUCAAGAAAUUCAUCAAGAUCGCUGCACACUGUAAAGAGUUUAAGAAUCUGAACUCGUUCUUUGCUAUUAUUAUGGGAUUAAGUAAUCCAGCAGUCAGCCGACUCAGUCAGACAUGGGAGAAACUUCCCAGCAAGUUUAAGAAGGUUUAUGCAGAGUAUGAAAACUUGAUGGACCCGUCUAGGAACCACAGAGCAUACCGCCUCACUGUGGCAAAACUGGACCCUCCCAUCAUCCCCUUCAUGCCUUUACUGAUUAAAGAUAUGAUUUUUACUCAUGAGGGCAACAAGACAUUUGUUGACAGUUUGGUGAACUUUGAGAAAAUGCGAAUGAUUGCCAACACGGUCCGGAUAAUAAGAUACUGCAGAAGUCAGCCCUUCAACCAUGAAGCUCCUCAAGCUACCAAGAACCACCAGGACGUUCGGCUCUAUGUGCGACAAAUCAGUGUGAUCGACAACCAACGUACUCUGUCCCAACUUUCUCACAAGCUGGAGCCCCGACGCCCCUGAGCCCUGCUCAUCACAGAACAGAACCAUGCUGCUUCACUUCUUCCAGUGAAUAAUCUAGCUGUAUACAACCACUGGUCACUUUAAUAGGAACAGCUGUAUAUCUGCUCAUUCGCAAUUAUCCAAUAACCCUGUCAGGUGGCAGCACUGCAGUGCAUAACAUUAUACAGAGGAAAGUUAUGCAUUGCACAGCUGCCACUUGACCGACUGAUUAGAGUGUAUGACUGAACAGGUGUACAGCUAUUCGUAUUAAAGUGGUCAGUGAGUGUAUAUAUGACAAGCCUACAGAGCUCUUCCUCUCAUGUUCAGCAGAAUCCACAAGCAUACCCACAGUGAAAAUAUAUGUGCCAUUUGUAGGAUGCUGUUUUCAUUUUAAUCCAUAAGGAAAUUAUCCGAGACAAUCUUUUG